UUUCACUGCAAGCCCGUACCUCGGGCUAAAGUAACCACGCUAAGAGAAAGACGAGACAUGUAGUGACAGCCGCGAACACUUUUCCUCCUCAAAACAUCCGGUCCACCAGCUGACUUCCAAAACCACUCUCAAAUGGCGGGGGUGAAAUAUACACAGACCGUAAAGGGUCCCCGAGGCCAGUUAUUUGUCAGCACCACGGACAGUCUCAGCGGCCAUCCAACAUUUUUGCCGCAAGUCUUGGCCUCAUUGGCCGUCUCUUUGGGCCCUUUGGCCGCUGGUCUUGGAAAAGGAUAUAGUUCGCCGGCUAUAGCGUCACUCACUCAAAGAACGCGUGACACUCCUGCCCCAUCAGACUCGUUUCCAACAGUUAGCGCACAACAAACGUCUUGGUUAGCUUCGCUGUCAUUGUUGGGCGCCCUUUUUGGCGCUCCAGUGGGCGGAGUUGCAGUAAGAUUUGGCCGCAAGAGGGCGCUGGUGUUAGCUGGACUGCCGCUUUCCUUCUGCUGGGCUAUCACUGCGUGGGCGGCUAGCGUUGAAGUCAUGUGUUUCGCCGCCUUUAUUAGCGGCUUUCUGGUGUCUAUCGUCCAACUCUCGGCCCAAGUCUACGUCAGCGAAAUAGCAGCACCAAGUAUCCGCGGAGGUUUGAGCGCCAUGCUAAAGGUUGCAGGUCAUGCAGGUGUCUUAGUGGCCUUCGCAGCUGGGGCUUUCUUGGACUGGAGGCGAUUGGCAGGCAUGAUAGCCUUCGCGCCAGCUGCUAUGUGCGUUUUGCUGCUGAGGGUGCCAGAAAGUCCAGGAUGGCUGGUGUUGAGCGGAAAAGACGGGGAUGCAGAAAAGGCUCUUAGGUGGUUUCGUGGUGAUACAGCCGAUUUACAGCUAGAACUAGGCGUCCUGCAAGCCCACGUUCUAUCCAGACCCAUUCCUGCAAGCCCAAAGGUCUUGAUACAAUCUUUGAAAACCCCAGUGAUGAUUGCAUGUGGUCUAAUGUUCUUUCAACGGUUCUCUGGAGUGAACGCUUUCAACUUCUACGUGGUCAGCGUCUUCCAAGAGACCUUUGGAGGUACAAAUCCUCAUAGUGCAGCAGUGGCAGUAGCAGUGGUCCAGUUGUUGUCAUCAGUGUUGUCUGGACUAUUGGUUGAUUCUGCAGGAAGACUGCCCCUUCUAGUAGCCUCGAGUGUGAUGAUGACUAUGGCACUAGCAUCCUUCGGCUCAUUUUCAUACUACAAAGAAACUAGCCCCCGGACGGGAACUCCACACCUAGACUGGAUCCCACUGCUAUGCGUCCUUUUGUUUACCGUAGCCUUUUCAUUGGGCAUAAGCCCAAUAUCCUGGCUGCUAGUGAGCGAGCUAUUUUCGCUCGAACACAGAGGGUUUGGCACUGCAUUAGCAACUGCAUUCAGCUAUCUGUGCGCGUUCAUCGGUGUCAAGACCUUCGUUGACUUCAAGGAGCUUCUGGGUCUGUAUGGGGCUUUCUGGUUGUACGCUUUCAUAAGCGUCUGCGGGCUGUGCUUCGUCGUCUGCUGCGUUCCAGAGACGAAAGGCCAGGAUCUCACCGAGAUUGACACGGGCAGGUGAUCAAACGCGAUCAGACAGAUCAAUAAAGUCUCCAUUAGUGUCGUAGAAAGAUAUUGCUAAAUUAAGUUUUGUUCGAACCAGAAGAGUUAGAUGAUAUUCAGUGAGUACGAAAUAUUGAAUUGUGUACGCAGCCAACUUUUUACAAAUUAUUGCACUUAUGUUUAUUUCUAAACUAUUCGUUUUAGGGAUCGCUAAAUUCUCGAGUAGAGAUG
Acanthoscelides obtectus is the source of this 1784-nucleotide messenger RNA. NCBI's taxonomy places the organism in Eukaryota, Metazoa, Arthropoda, Insecta, Coleoptera, Chrysomelidae. The record is from the annotation of a GenBank genome assembly.